Messenger RNA from Phyllotreta striolata, 1717 nucleotides. The record is from the annotation of a GenBank genome assembly. Lineage: Eukaryota; Metazoa; Arthropoda; Insecta; Coleoptera; Chrysomelidae.
GUCAGUCAGCCAUAUUUCCGUACAUUCCUUUUAAAAACCUGCAUUCUACGAAAAAUAUGUCCAAAAUCAAGCAAAACAGGAAGCGAAAACACGAAAAAAGCCAAGCGGACGACGUCGAAUUCCAAAUCGACGUCCCCAAAGCGAAAUUCCGCCCGUUCGACGAGCAAGCCCGAAAGGAAGAGGAGCAGCUAUCCCAAAUCCUGUUCGGGGGCCCGUCCAAUUUCCUGCAGUGCUUAGAAGAGGCCGAAAACGAGGCGGGCCCGUCGAAUUCCAACAUCGAUUCGGGCGUCGGCGAGGACGACAGCGAUGAAAACGAAUCCGUAAGAAAACCAGCUUGGACCGAUGAAGAUGACGACGGCAUAGACGUCGGCCAAGCUUUAGACAGCCAAAGACGCAAACUACCUUCAGGGGGAAUCAAUUCUAGGAGCAACAAGUAUUCCAAUUUGCUGAGACACAAAUUCCAAUCGGUUUUAGGCACGCCGAAAUGGGCAUCGUUGGACAAACGCAAACGAACAGAAUCCGACUCAGACGACGAAGUGCUCAGAAGCUGCGGGUUUAUAUCGAAAACGGUAACCUCACAUUUACCCCCUAGCGUGUUAGAAUUCAAGAAAGUCAAAGAUUUGAACUGCGAAACCUACUCCGAAGGCCCAUAUGUAAAUUCCGUCGAGUUCCACCCCAGUUCGAGCGUAGCUCUAGUAGCCGGAAACGGAGCUAUAGCUUCACUGUUCGCUGUAGACGGUAGAAGGAACAACAAACUCCACAGUAUAGCUUUCCAGCAUUACCCCAUACUGUGCGCUAAAUUCCUGCAAAACGGCAACGAAGCUUUGCUUGGCUCGAGGCACUCACACAUGUUCAGCUAUGAUCUAUUGGCUGCAAAACCCAUUAGGUAUAACCUCCCGCAAGGUCUUACGCAGUGCAAGAAUUUCGUAGUGUCCCCCGAUUCGCAAUACGUAGCUAUAGCAGGUAAAUGGGGAGAAGUGCAUUUGUUAGCGGCUGCUUCGAAGGAGAGGAUAACCACUCUCAAACAAGACUCGGAAGUAACUGCUCUAACUUUUAAUCCGAUGGGGGAUCUUCUAUUCGGUCACAGCGAUACAGGAGAAAUCACCGUGUGGGACAUGAAUUCUCUGAGAAUAAAACACAAAUUCAUGGACGAAGGGUGUUUGCAGGGGACGGCUCUUUCGAUUUCGUCCUCGAAUCAAUUCCUGGCGACAGGGUCGGCUCAAGGGGUGGUGAAUUUGUACGGGAUGGAAGACGUGCUCAAGGCGAACAUACCUAAACCUAGGAAGAGUAUUUUAAACUUAACUACGGGCGUUAAGGAUUUGAAGUUCAACGCUUCGUCUGAGCUGCUCGGGUUUUGUUCGGCGGAAAUGCAGAAUUCGGUGAAGUUGUUCCAUUUGGGUUCGGGUACGGUGUUUAGUAAUUUUCCGAAUUUCGAGACGAAAAUGGGCAAUGUUAACGUGUUGAAUUUUUCGCCUAAUAGCGGAUUCGUCGCUUUGGGCAAUAGGAAAUCUGUGGUGGCGUUGUAUCGAUUGAAACAUUACAAGAAUUACUAGUUAAUGUUGAAGCAUUAAAGCGAUCAGGACUUGAUGUUGGAUUGAAUUAAUCUCCAUUUUUUUUUCAAACGCCUCGUUAUGUUUUAGAUGGUUUUUAAAGAGUCCUCUCGAAAUUUCAUUCUCAAUUUUCAUGUAUUUACAUUAAGUAAAAUUACAUUUCUCUU